Trichophyton rubrum CBS 118892 is the source of this 2823-nucleotide messenger RNA. Its product is annotated as ATP-dependent RNA helicase DBP10. The transcript has a single exon. Gene Ontology annotation, molecular function: RNA binding; RNA helicase activity; ATP binding. Lineage: Eukaryota; Fungi; Ascomycota; Eurotiomycetes; Onygenales; Arthrodermataceae. The record is from RefSeq and is a predicted model, not a curated record. The coding region runs from base 1 to 2823 and encodes 940 amino acids. Gene Ontology annotation, cellular component: nucleus.
AUGCCUCAGCGGGCAGCCUCUCCGGCUCAGUCGGAGGCCGAGUUUGAUUUGACAAAGACUUUAUUUGCUGCAGAUGAUGACUCCGAUACAGAGCUUCCUUCAAAGAAGCAAAAACAAAAGAAGAAACCAGAAACACAUGCACAGACACUGGACAUGAUGGCGGAGCUAGAAGGCGAAGAGGACGACGAUGGUGAUGCUACAUUCAUUGCUACCGAGCAAUCAUUGAUGAACCGCAAAGCAUCUGCCUUGAAAGGACGCACAGUAAAGAAGGGCGGCGGAUUUCAGGCGAUGGGCCUUAAUCCUAACUUGUUGAAAGCCAUCACACGGAAGGGAUUCUCAGUUCCAACACCCAUCCAGCGGAAAACGAUACCACUAUUACUGGAUGAUCAAGAUGUUGUGGGUAUGGCGCGCACUGGGUCGGGGAAAACAGCUGCUUUUGUCAUUCCCAUGAUUGAGAAGUUUAGGAAUCACAGUACCAAAGUUGGUGCAAGGGGGUUGAUUCUAUCACCAUCUCGAGAAUUAGCAUUGCAAACUUUAAAGGUUGUCAAGGAACUUGGCCGAGGGACCGAUCUUAAAUGCGUGCUUCUGGUUGGAGGCGACAGCCUUGAAGAACAGUUCGGAUAUAUGGCGUCAAACCCUGACAUUAUCAUUGCUACUCCUGGUCGAUUCCUUCAUCUCAAAGUAGAAAUGAACCUGGAUCUUUCCAGCAUUCGGUAUGCUGUAUUUGAUGAAGCCGAUAGACUUUUUGAAAUGGGUUUUGCGGCCCAGCUCACUGAAAUUCUGCAUGCAUUACCCACUUCUCGCCAAACACUCCUGUUUUCUGCAACACUUCCAAAAUCUUUGGUGGAAUUUGCUCGCGCAGGCUUACAGGAACCAACCCUUAUUCGCCUGGAUGCAGACAGCAAAAUAUCUCCCGAUCUUCAAAGUGCAUUUUUCACCGUAAAGUCUGCCGACAAGGAGGGCGCAUUGUUGCACAUCCUUCAUGACCUCAUCAAGAUCCCAACUGGUGAGACUGAGGCUGGGAAAAUGGCAAAGAAAGAAGCUCAAGAGGGGAAACAGGGAGCCUCGAAAAAACGAAAACGGGCGGAUAUGAAAGGACCAAGCGCACACGGUACUCCCACAGAGCAUUCGACCAUCGUGUUUGUGGCGACAAAACAUCACGUCGAGUACAUCGCCCAUCUUCUUCGGCAUUCUGGUUUUGCAGUCUCAUACGCGUACGGUUCACUCAAUCAAACAGCGCGCAAAAUCCAAGUUCAGAAUUUUCGAGCCGGGAUAUCCAAUAUAUUGGUUGUAACCGACGUUGCGGCUAGAGGAAUUGAUAUUCCUGUACUUGCAAAUGUCAUUAACUAUGAUUUCCCUUCUCAGCCUAAAAUAUACAUUCAUCGUGUUGGACGUACCGCCAGAGCAGGCCAGAAGGGCUGGAGUUACAGCCUGGUACGUGAUUCAGAUGCACCAUAUUUAAUUGAUUUACAGCUAUUUCUUGGACGACGGCUUCUCAUGGGCAGAACGGCUACGGAAAAUGUCAACUAUGCGGAAGACAUCGUUGUUGGUAGUCUGCCGCGAAAGUCCCUUGAAAGCCACUGCGAGUACGUGGAUAAGCUGUUAAGUGAUGAUAUUGAUAUCGAAGGACUACGUUCAGUUUCUAUUCGGGGCGAAAAACUCUACAUGAGGACCCGAAAUUCCGCUUCGGCUGAAAGUGCAAAGAGAGCAAAGGAUAUCGUCGCCGCCGAUGCCUGGGUGACGAUACACCCGUUGUUCAAUGAUGAAUCGAGCAGAUUGGAAGUUGAAAGGGAGCAAAUGCUUGCCAGAGUCGGAGGAUACAAACCGCAGGAAACCGUUUUCGAAAUCAUGGGUAAACGGGGAGGGAAGAGUGGAAAUGAAGAGGCAGUAGAGGUAAUGCGCAAGAUUCGCUCCGUCAUGGAAAGGAAGAAGAUACGGAGGGAGUUAGCGUCGCAGAAUUCGCCGUUGCAAAACUCGAAGGAAGGGAAGAUAGAUGAUGACGCAGGUGGAAACCUGGGUGACAUGUCAGACGAAGAUAUUGAUGCCUCAAUACACGAUGACCCGGAUAUGUCUCUUGCCGAAGAAUCAGACCUGGAAGUGACAUUCUCAUACCCAAAACAAAGCAAAUCCCGUUCAAACGUCGAGAACGGCAAUCAAAGCAACACUUUCCAGAACCCUGAAUAUUUCAUGUCUUACACCCCAACAUCUAUCUCGCUUACAGAAGAUCGCGGCUAUGGAGUCCAUAGCGGCUCAAAUUCGAACACCAAUUUCGUUGAGGCUUCUCGAUCUGCCACCAUGGACCUUAACGGUGAUGAAGGUGCUCGUGGCCUUGGCGGAGUAGGUUCAAUUAAGCGUUGGGACAAACGGCAUAAAAAAUACGUCUUACGUCAAAACGACGAGGAUGGCUCCAAGGGGGAGAAACUUGUGCGAGGCGAGAGUGGAGCGAAGAUUGCUGCAAGCUUCCGCAGUGGCAGGUUCGACUCCUGGAAGAAGGGGAAGAGACUUGGCCGGAUGCCGAGGGUGGGAGAGAUGGAAAAUUCCAAUCUCGGUAAUACCGGGGGUAUUCCUGGAAGGAAAUAUAGGCAUAACAAAGAGCAGGCUCCAAAGGCCGCGGACAAGUAUCGUGGGGACUAUGAGAAAAUGAAGAAGAAGGGAGAGGCCAUGCAAAAACGACGGGAAGAUGCAGGGAUACCGACAUACGGAGGCAAGAAGAAUGUCAAAACUGAGCUCAAGAACUCCGAGGAUGUACGGAAAGCCAGAAAACAGCUGGAAAAGAGGAAAGAGAAGAAUGCUCGACCGUCUAAAAAAGGUAAAGGUCGAUAG